Molecule: messenger RNA, 468 nt
Organism: Carassius auratus (goldfish)
Lineage: Eukaryota; Metazoa; Chordata; Actinopteri; Cypriniformes; Cyprinidae
Product: ninjurin-2-like
Exons: 2
Coding region: 10-351 (113 amino acids)
Biological process (GO): tissue regeneration; cell adhesion
Cellular component (GO): membrane
Source: RefSeq, a predicted model, not a curated record
CCUCUCAACAUGAAUCAUCAUUUCACUAAGAAGAGUGUAUCAGAGAGCAUGCUGGAUGUGGCACUGCUGAUGGCUAACGUCUCUCAGCUGAAAGCUGUCCUGGAGCAGGGCCCCGACUUCAAGUACUACCUCACUGUCAUCCUCCUCAUCGCCAUGUCACUCUUCUUCCAAGUGCUCGUGGGGGCUCUCUUUGUCCACAUGGGUGAGAGUGAACUGAAUGACGUGGCCAGUCAGAGGAAGCUGGACAUAAUAAACAAUGAGGCAACUGUGCUGGUGUUUCUUACCGCCAUCAUCAACAUCUUCAUCACUGCUUUUGGAGUGCAGAAGACAGGUCUCUAUCCUAAGCAAUAAAAUGUUUGUGGGAUCAUACAGGAAGAAAUCCCAAUGUUGAAUAUGUAUGCCACAAUAUGAUAAGCAAAUUGACUGAAUAAUGUUUUUUAUUUAUUUCUACAGAGGGCAUUAUAUUAA